This is a messenger RNA of Triticum aestivum (bread wheat), 907 nucleotides long. Its product is annotated as leucine-rich repeat extensin-like protein 5. Gene Ontology annotation, biological process: response to oxidative stress. Gene Ontology annotation, molecular function: peroxidase activity. NCBI's taxonomy places the organism in Eukaryota, Viridiplantae, Streptophyta, Magnoliopsida, Poales, Poaceae. The record is from RefSeq and is a predicted model, not a curated record. Bases 117 to 653 code for a protein of 178 amino acids. The transcript has 4 exons.
CACUGUUUCUCUCAAAAAAAAGAAAAAAACCCAACCCUCGAUCCAGAUCCCCUCCACCGCUGGCCUCCCUUCCAUCUCCUCUCUUUUCCCCCUCCUCCCUUGCCCCGCCGAUCCCAAUGGCCGCCACGCACAACCGCCCCUCCACGCCCUCACGCACCCUCGCCCAGUCGCCGACCUGCUCCUCUGGAGGCGGAGGAACGCCUCCACGGUGGACGUCGCGGGCGCCACGCACCCUCGCCCAGUCGCCGACCUGCUCCUCUGGAGGUGGAGGAACGCCUCCACGGAGCCCGUCGUGGGCGCCACGCACCCUCGCCCAGUCGCCGAUUUGCUCCUCUGGAGGCGGAGGAACGCCUCCGCGGCGGCCGUCGCGGGUGCCACGCUCAUCUGGUUCCUCUUCGAGUGCGCCGGGUACAGCCUCGCAUCGGUCCUCUCCAACACCGGCCUCCUCCUCGUCGACAUCCUCUUCUUCUAGGCCAAGUCCGCCUCGCUGCUCAACAGGUUUUUUGUUUUCGUCACUCCUUUGUUAUAUGGAAGAAGACUUCAUGGUUUUGAGAUCUUUGCUUUCCCAUGCAACCAGUUUGGUGGGCAGGAACUUGGCAUUGAUAAGGAAAUUGUUCAGAUUGCUCUCACUCGUUUCCAUGCCGAGUAUCUAAUUUCUAACAAGGGUUCUGGUGGCGACGAUGACGGUCGUCGAGAGGUUCGUGGACUGGACGGUGUAGGCCGGACAGGCGCCGCACAUUGACGAGUGGUCCAAUUUUCGGAUCGGGCCAUAACAACUUACGUAGGUAGUUGCUUAUGUAACUGUGCGAUAGAAUGGAAUUAUACAUGAGUUGCUGCUACAAUGAGGAACGUAGUUGCUUAUGUAACUGUGCGAUGGAAUGGAAUUAUAUAUGAGUUGCUGCUACAA